AGUUCGUGUGCUGGGCACUCGAAAAAGACCUACACAUGUCCUACUGAAUACCAGAGCUGCGGAGAAGUCAACGGAAGAUCCCGGACUGCUGUCAGUAUGUCGCUCAGUACUCGAGAUGUAGUGUCCCGGCUUCUCUUCCUAGCAAGCAUAGGAACGCUUCAAUCGGCAGGCCAACAUGUGGAACAUUUCAAUUGCAACUCCCCAACUGGUCUAUACUACGUCAGUGGUUUGGACUGGUCUACAAAGUACAACAACGCAACUGCAGCUGUACAUAAGUGCAAGACAAUAACGCCAACUAUCAGCUUUGCCCUGAUCAACUCCACGGACAUUAGCGGUACAAACAGGAAUUGCUUGCUCGCUUUCUUUGCGCACAUAGCCACAGGGCGCCCUGGAAACAGCGUAUCAGCAUGGUUGACUUCAAGUACUGGAACAAACCGUCAUUGCUAUCCAGGACCAGCAUGCAGUAACACCAACGUCACAAUCUGCAAGUUCAACAAGCCUGAGGCCGCAGAUCUCACCAACAGAUGUCCAAUUUUGCCUCCGAUCACCAAUGGGAUUAUCACGUAUCCAUCAGGACUUGUGUUCCCAUCAGAGGCCUUCUACGCAUGCAACAUCGGCCACCGACUUGACGGCCCCAGCAAUCGCGCCUGUGUGUCAACUUAUGUAAAACAACCCGAUGCAAUAACCAUUCCAACUGCCUGGGAUUCAUCCCGAAAUCGCACAUGCCAUGCCCAUAAGUGUGGAGCUCCACAUUUGGCCAAUGGAAAUGUUUCCGGUACUUCCCCUUAUUACAUGGCCAGGUGCAAUGUCGGUUUCAAGUUAGUUGGGAAUUCACAGAUCACCUGCAUCUCUGUUACGGAAACAACGCCGAUGCCAGCUUGCCAGCCCAUUCGGUGUCCUGCUCCAAGCAUCCCUCACAGCGCUGGCCUAAUGGAUAAGUACUCUGAUAUUGGACAGCAAGUUGAAGUGAACUGCUCACGUGGCUACCGACUGGUGGGCAACAGUACGGUGGAGUGUACGCGUUUCGGCGGGUGGACAAGUCUACCGACGUGUGAAGAAAUCCACUGUCAAGCACCUGCACGACCAGAGAAUGGAUACCUCUUGCUGGACGGACUGGAGGUUCACAGUGCAUUCAACAUCACGUGCAAAGAGGGAUACCGAAGCACGCAGGCAGAGCCGUCGAAAUGCAUGCCGAGUGGAAACUGGUCCAACCCCCCGGGGAAAUGUGAAGAGGCCAAGUGCAGGAAGCAGGAAGCACCUCCGAAUGGCGAGCUCAUUGGCUACAUUGAGGUUCCACUCGCCGGUCGGGAGGUAUUUUACUACUGCAAUGAUGACUACGAACUGGAGGGCUCGCGAACACAGAAGUGUAAGAUGGACGGCGACUGGACUGGAUUAGCACCGGCUUGUGUGAAGAAGGCGACUGAGGAGCAGGUCAGUUGGGUAUCCCAGCCCGCCAGUCUAUCCGUCAUAGUCGUGAUGGUGGUCAUGGUACUGGUUGCCUUGCUUCUACCGCUUUGCUUCAUACUCUCUCGCUAUAGGUCUCGCAGCCAAGACAUGCUGGACUCUGGCCAAACAAACGGCAAGGAAGAGCCGGACGUGCCUGGAGAGCAAUAUGCGCAACCCACGGAUAUGAUGUCCAAUUUAUCAAGCCAGCGUAAGGACCGCCCUAUCGUAUCAUCGGACUCGGUACCUCGCAACAGCUGCAUUAGUGCCGGCGCGAGUAGCCUCUCAGACCAGAGUCGACCGAGCGGAAUCGUGCCCAGCACACCCAUUGGCAGGCACCUGGGCAGUAUGGAGAAUCUGGUCAGCGACGAUGGCCAAGAUGAGCAUAUGUACGCUGAUCCGCAUUUGAACGACGAUCUCGAUGACAUCAUGAAGACUCUGGCGGUAUCCGAUUGCAUUAUGCCACCCGUAGCCGCACCUCGCCAGCAGUCGGAAGCAACAGCCAAGAGCAAUGCACCUCCUGACGCAGAGAAUUCACAUGCUGAUGUUUACGAAAAGUAUGAUGUGGACCAGGAAACGGUGACAACAAUGCCAACAGGUGGACAAGCAGAUGACGGCGUGCCUCACGCAGCCGUGCGGAAGAGAGACAGCGUCAGUGCUCCUAGCAAGCCGCAGCGCAUCUCGUCGUACACACCUACCGUACUGCAACCCUGCCCGAACGUCAGCGCAGCUACUGCUGCUACGACAGCUGUGCGGGUGCAGUCCUACACUAUGGUCGACUUGAAGAAGAAAACGCCACGCGACGAAACGAACAAGAAGAAGACAACCAAUUCGCCGAUGGCUCUUACACCGACUGUGAAGACCAACUCCGCCGAUACUGGAAUAAGUCACGGAGGCUCUGCAGCGAAAGAUGGCGUUUAUGUGAAUAUGAAGGUUUAAUUAAGAGUCCUUGCGCAGGGAGACGGACCAAACUCCCUCUUUUCUUUCUUUACUGAAUAUCACAUAACCAUCAAAUGCUGCACAGCCGGGCCUCGAUCAACUUUAGUGGCUUGUUUUGUUUUUGGAAUAUCAGAAGGUAAAGAUGAAAGCGAUUUCCUGGUUGGCUACGUGACAAGAAGCAGAACAAGAAUAGCGAUGAAGUUUACGCUCGUCUCUUCAACCUGCCGUCACUGAUCCAGCUGGGGUGGAGCAUGGCUUUGCACAACACUUCUCUUUGUCUGUUUGCAAUUUCCCAAAAGCCUAAACGUAUACUGACAUGGGCAUCUGCAGGCGCAUUUUUUUAAUUUACUUUACUUAUGUGCAGGCGCACCCAAUUAUUUGUAAUUUUUAUUCCCCAAAGGCUUUCGCCUAUCGAGCGGGUUCCCAAACUUUCCAUGAUACCAAAUCUGAAAAAGAAGUGAUGAGCAAUAGACUUUUAUUCAUCGCCGUGGUUGGAAAUCACCCACUCUCUUAAUAACAUUGGCCGGUGUUUCCCCCGAGUCUUGAGAUGUUGUACUAAAUAUAUAAAAAAGUACAGUAGUACCAAGAUAAGAGUGCUACACACGUACAUCUUGAUGCAGGGGCCAACAAAAUCGACCUCUAAAUACAUGCCUUGACACAUGUUGGCUAACAUGGGUUUUUCGGUGUUAUUUGCAUUUAUUGUGUCUUCAAGAGCAUCUUCGCCAAGUAUGGUGUGUCUAAUCGCGUCCAAAGGUCCCGAAAUCACCCUCGAUAGGAAUUCAAAAUUGCCGAAAAACUUUUUACAUUACACAUAUCGAAAAUAAUUUUUCGAACUUUCUCCAACCUUUU
Molecule: messenger RNA, 3231 nt
Organism: Sycon ciliatum
Lineage: Eukaryota; Metazoa; Porifera; Calcarea; Leucosolenida; Sycettidae
Product: sushi, von Willebrand factor type A, EGF and pentraxin domain-containing protein 1-like
Exons: 9
Coding region: 97-2382 (761 amino acids)
Source: RefSeq, a predicted model, not a curated record